CACAGCUCAGUGUUCCUGCACAUCAUGGAUGUUGCACUAAAGUCGUUGCUACUGGCAGCUCUGACUCUGCUGGUUUCUGCUCAGACACCCACUGACUACAGAGACCUGUCUAAUCUAUUACAAAAACAUGUGGACAAAGCGUUGAAAGAAGGGAACCAUAAAUUUGGAGGGGAUCAUCAUGUUGAUUUUCAUUCCAUCGUAAAAACUCCAGUGACUAGGCAGAGCAGCCUAAAUGUUAAUGUCCUUCUGAAAGUCACAACAUGCAAGAAGACUGAUGAGAACGCAUAUAAGCAUCGGCAUGAAUGUAAUACACAAAAAGAGAAAACGCCCUUGAUUGACUGUCUUGUCUGUAAGAAAAGUGAUGAAGAAAUGGUUCACUGUGCUAUAAGGAGAGAAGUACUUUCUGGAAAGCAUCAAGAAAUUCGAAAUGACUGUCUGGUUUAUCUUCCUGGAGCAUGGACUAUCACUGGAAAACUUGUUACUGCUGUUUGAAGCUGCACAAAUCACAACAGGAAAAACAUCUAAUUAUAUACUGUACAUAUACACCUAACUAUAUACAAUAAUUGAAAAGUAAAAAAUUAAGUAAAAUUGCACUGAAUAAAUAAAUAAAAAGUUUAUCUUAAAGUUUUGAUCAGACAUCAGAGUCAAUGUCUUGGAUAUGUUUGAG
Molecule: messenger RNA, 667 nt
Organism: Clarias gariepinus (North African catfish)
Lineage: Eukaryota; Metazoa; Chordata; Actinopteri; Siluriformes; Clariidae
Product: cystatin-like protein
Exons: 4
Coding region: 25-492 (155 amino acids)
Source: RefSeq, a predicted model, not a curated record